Molecule: messenger RNA, 2848 nt
Organism: Microplitis demolitor
Lineage: Eukaryota; Metazoa; Arthropoda; Insecta; Hymenoptera; Braconidae
Product: mucolipin-3
Exons: 4
Coding region: 263-2158 (631 amino acids)
Cellular component (GO): plasma membrane; lysosomal membrane
Molecular function (GO): NAADP-sensitive calcium-release channel activity
Source: RefSeq, a predicted model, not a curated record
AGAGCAAGUGAAUGUAAUCACAGCUGUAUACUGUCGAUGAACGUCUGAGUCAGUCGGUUCUGUUUAGGCCCGAUGGCCACUGCGCGUUACUAUUCAACAACAACAUCAAAAAACCAGCUGUUCAUUGAGACUGUAUUUACGCACGGAUGUAACGCGUCAGUUUUGUGGGAAUCAAGUCUUGAACCCACUGGAUAAACCGACAAUUGAGUUGGAGGUUUUAAGUUCUGGAGCAGUUGAACCAGCGGCGAUAACAUCAAGAAAAAUGGCUGAGAGCAAAGUCAUCAAGAACGAGAGUGUUAUUUUGGAGGAUCCCGCACGUGGUAGCAAUUCACUGAGAACUCAACUCUGGGCCAGGACAUCCGAGAGCGGCGACGAGGAUUGUCCCCUCAGCAAUGACAGCACCAGCAGGAGUAACCCGAGUAAUCAACCGCGAUACGACGCUAUAGCUUACGCAGAAGAUAAAAUGCGUAGAAAAUUGAGAUUUUUUUUCAUGAAUCCUAUUGAAAAAUGGCAGGCUCGUAGAAGAUUCCCAUAUAAAUUUAUCGUACAAGUGAUUAAAAUAAUUCUAGUCACUAUACAGCUGUGUUUGUUUGCUCACAAUAAUUACAAUCACGUAAAUUAUGCGUGGGAUAAUAGAAUAACAUUUUCGCAUCUGUUUCUACGUGGAUGGGAUGCCACGCAAGAGGUACCGGAGUACCCACCGGCAACAGGUCCUCUGGCUCUGUACAAGCAAGACGAAUUUUACGAGACAAUAGAUUACGCUUUGAACGGCUAUUACAAUUUGAGUAACGCGAUUGGCUCAUACUCGUACACAGCCGAAGAUAACUCACUGGGACCGGUAAUGCUGUGUCUGUACCAGUACAAAGAAGGCAUUAUAUUCGGCUUCAACGAGAGCUACAUCUUCAACAACGAGAUAGACCGGACGUGUAUAAACGUCAAUCACACAUUCUCGGACAGCAGCAACCCGACAAUAAACUCGAAAAAGUUACUGACGGACAGAGAUAUAAAAAUAAAUUUUUCGGCGUUGGUUAAAGCUCACCUGAAGUUUGCCGUAAAAACGGUUAACUUGAAAGCCGCGGGUCCGAUAACGCCACCGGACUGCUAUCAGUUUGACAUAAAAAUAAUACUGGACAACAGUGACUUUGAUGGUCAAAUGUUACUGUCACUGGACGUCGAGCCCAAAAGAUUGCUUUGCAAAGGUGACACCCAGUACAUUACUGAUAAUCAGUUAGACUCAGCACUGAGAACUAUUCUUAAUCUCUUUGUGAUUCUUAUCUGCGGAAUCUCCCUAAUUUUAUGCUCGCGUGCUAUCUAUCGCGCUCAGUUACUUAAAUUUGAAACGAUAAGAUUCUUCAAGAAAACCUACGGCACUAACUUGAGUCUCGAAGGUCGUCUAGAGUUUUUAAACAUGUGGUACAUCAUGAUUAUAAUAAACGACCUACUGAUAAUAAUGGGCUCGGCUAUCAAGGAGCAGAUUGAGCGCAAGUAUUACGGAAGUGAUCACUGGAACAUAUGCAGCAUUUUUCUGGGCACUGGAAAUUUACUCGUCUGGUUCGGAGUUCUGCGAUACCUCGGAUUCUUCAAGACAUACAAUGUCGUGAUACUGACACUGAAGAAAGCCGCGCCAAAGGUCGUCAGAUUUUCAAUCUGCGCGAUACUAAUUUACGCGGGAUUCACGUUCUGCGGAUGGCUUAUACUCGGGCCUUAUCACAUUAAAUUCCGUUCACUUGCCACAACCUCAGAGUGUCUGUUUGCGCUCAUCAAUGGAGACGACAUGUUUGCAACCUUCUCAAUAGCCUCAUUCAAGUCCCCAAUCCUCUGGUGGUACUCGCGCAUGUAUUUGUACACAUUUAUAUCUCUGUAUAUUUACGUUGUUCUGAGUCUUUUUAUUUCAAUAAUUAUGGACGCCUAUGACACGAUAAAACUUUACUAUCGGGAUGGGUUUCCUAAGAAUGAUCUCCAGGCAUUUGUGUCGGUUUGCACCGACGAGGCGUCGAGUGGUGUUUUUAGACAGGAGUCAGAAGAACCCACUUGGAAAGAGUUGGUCGAGAGAAUGUGCUGUUGUCGGAAAAGACCCUACGGGUCUAUUCAAGAGGGAUCUAGUGAAUCAUCGACAUCCAAGUGCGAUGAGAUUUGUGGGAAUUUUGUCUGUAUAUAAUAGAUUAAUUUCAAAUCGUAAUAAUAAUAAUAAUAAUAAUAAUAAUAAUUAUGGGUCUAUUGUUUUAAUUAAUCGAGUGUGAUUAAUAAUUAAUCAUUAAUUAGCAAAAAAUGAAUUAUUCAAAUGGUAACGCCAUACAGUUUAACUGCCAGUUAAAAUUUGAAUUUAACGCACAAUUUAUUUUACAAAUAAAAAAAAAUGAUGACAAUAAUUGAUGAACUAUUUAGAUGACGAUACAAAUUUUUUAUUGUUAUUUUUAAAAUUUUGUAAUAAAAAAAAAAAAAAGUAUGUAAUGUAAUGAAUGUAGGUAGUAGAUUUAUAAUUACCGGUAAAAAAAUAUAUAAAAUGUAUUGAUUGUAUGUCAUUAGCUUAGAGGUGCUGCGGAGUCUGUGAUAACUGAACCGUGUACAACAAAAGUUACACAAUUACCAUUUUACGUAAUUACUGAUAUGUCUUCUGAUAAACGGCGAACAAUGAUUGUAAUUAUUUAAGACUAUGACAUAUGAUAUAUGAGAUUACUAACGAUAAAUCUUUGUUACCUUAAACAUAAAACAUAUCAAGAAGACUUGUGCAUUUAAUGACAUACAGCGAGGCAGUCUAAUUGUUUUACUAUUUAAUUGUUUCAUAAUCGUGUAAUAUAUAUAUGCAUAUACAUAUAUAAACGUAAAUAAUAAAUAUUAUGUACAAGUA